This is a messenger RNA of Amoebophrya sp. A120, 385 nucleotides long. The record is from the annotation of a GenBank genome assembly. NCBI's taxonomy places the organism in Eukaryota, Dinophyceae, Syndiniales, Amoebophryaceae.
UAUACGACGUGCGAGAAGUGCCGAGCGAUAGCGGAGCAGGAAGCAGCCGACAGGCAGGCGGAGCAGCAUGCACGGGACCAAGCUGCGGUAGAAGCAGCGAAAGACCGAGAGCGCGAGAGUCUGCGAAGGAAGGCGAACCCGAUUAAUAGCGGUGUCGGUGAACGCGAAGUUUUUAUCAUCCCGAAAGACAACGGUGGUUGUUCCAUCAGCGAGAAGCAAGCCAAGCCUGAUGGUAAACACUUUGCCUUCGAUCAGUGGAAAGCAGACGAACCUUUCCGCCAUCUGGUGGACCAGCAGCAGGCGUAUGGGUCCGGCAAUGCAACGUGUGACGCGCGCAGCGACGCGAUUCCUUUUAUAGGCGACAUUUCCGAGGUCUGGCUCGAGG